Messenger RNA from Plasmodium coatneyi, 468 nucleotides. RefSeq lists its product as uncharacterized. The record is from RefSeq and is a predicted model, not a curated record. Lineage: Eukaryota; Apicomplexa; Aconoidasida; Haemosporida; Plasmodiidae. The transcript has 4 exons. The coding region runs from base 1 to 468 and encodes 155 amino acids.
AUGGCGAACAGCAAAUGCUUCGGGUUCUGUCUGCGUGGCAUCCACUUUAGGAGCGCCCGUGAGUGGAAGCAGUUCAUGAACCCAAAAGUCGACGGGACGAGGAUAAAGAAGAUCCGCAACGUCAGCGAGAAUGACAUGCUGCACAAGCACCGGGUCCACAAGUACCCCUAUUUUAAGAUGAAGAAAAUUGGCCAAUACAAAAAGGUCCAAAUGAGUGACAGCCACCUCUUCUGUCGAGACGUCGAAGUGGUGUAUGACCACCGGUAUGCGGACACGUUUGUAAAGCUGAAGGACAUCAUUUCAGCCAACCUGGAAGGAAUAACCAUCCGGGAGAGAUGCACCGACGACGCAUCCUUCGAAGUUUACGACUGCCUACGUAACAUAACCCUGAUUAAAAAAAAAAACCAAGAGUUAGAAGCUGAAGGGCUGUUUCGCGAGAUGGUGCAGAAGAUGCAGCAAGACGUAUAA